Telopea speciosissima is the source of this 1228-nucleotide messenger RNA. Its product is annotated as probable CCR4-associated factor 1 homolog 7. Lineage: Eukaryota; Viridiplantae; Streptophyta; Magnoliopsida; Proteales; Proteaceae. The record is from RefSeq and is a predicted model, not a curated record. Gene Ontology annotation, cellular component: CCR4-NOT complex; P-body; CCR4-NOT core complex. The transcript has 2 exons. The coding region runs from base 272 to 1096 and encodes 274 amino acids. Gene Ontology annotation, molecular function: poly(A)-specific ribonuclease activity; nucleic acid binding.
CCUACAAAAGCUUUGGUCGCAUCUCUCGUCUCCUUUUCUCUUAAUCACAUUUCUUCUUCAUCUCUCUUCUUCGAUGAAGAGCGAAGUCAUUAAUCGGAAUUAGGAAAUCCUUAGAUCGCAUCGGAGGAUUUCUGUAAUUUGAGAUCUGAUUAAGGGAAAGCGGUUAACGAUAGAUCGGUCGGAGUUUUGUGGGGCUCUAUUUGCUUAUGUUUUAUUUAGAGAUCUGGUUUUGAAGUGAUUGCCUUCUGGCUUGGUAUCUUUCCUGCGAAAAAUGUCGAUGCUACCACCUAAAGGUGAUAUUCAAAUUAGGGAGGUGUGGAAUGAUAACCUUGAAGCUGAAUUUGCUCUGAUUCGUGAGAUUGUGGACGAUUACCCUUACGUCGCUAUGGAUACCGAGUUUCCAGGGAUUGUUCUUCGUCCUGUCGGGAAUUUCAAGACCAGUUCUGACUAUCAUUAUCAGACCUUGAAGGCCAACGUUGAUAUGCUCAAGCUUAUCCAGUUAGGGCUCACCUUUUCUGACGAGGCAGGGAACCUUCCUACCUGUGGGACAGACAAGUACUGCGUUUGGCAAUUCAAUUUCCGCGAGUUCAACGUUAGCGAAGAUGUGUUUGCGAAUGACUCGAUUGAGCUUUUGCGCCAGAGCGGGAUCGAUUUCAAGAAGAAUAACGAGAAAGGAAUUGAUGCGCAAAGAUUUGGCGAGCUCUUGAUGUCUUCGGGAAUUGUAUUGAAUGAUUACGUGCAUUGGGUUACCUUCCACAGUGGCUACGACUUUGGGUACUUGCUCAAGCUCCUGACGUGCCAGAACCUCCCAGAUACCCAGGCUGGAUUCUUCAACCUGAUCAACAUGUAUUUCCCCACCGUUUACGAUAUUAAGCAUCUGAUGAAGUUUUGCAACAGCCUACACGGUGGGUUGAACAAGCUUGCGGAGCUCUUGGAGGUAGAGAGGUUUGGUAUCUGCCACCAAGCAGGAUCUGAUAGUUUGCUGACUUCAUGUACAUUCAGGAAGUUGAAAGAUCAUUUCUUUAAUAGCUCAACUGAGAAAUAUGCCGGUGUCUUGUAUGGUCUCGGUGUUGAAAAUGGACAGAAUACUCAUUGAAAUGAAAAAAAAAAAUUAAAAAAAAAAAAAUGAAAAAACUUGUUUGUUUGACUACAUCUGGGUGUUAGAUUCCCAUCCCUCUAUGUAUACCUUUGGCAAAAAGGGUGUUGUUUAAGUUAUGAAUUUUCUCUU